UGACGUGUACUCUUUCACCACCUACAACUUCUUCAUCACUUCAAUAUUCAAUAUAAAUUCGAACCUAUUUUCUAAAAAAAUAAUAAUAAUUCAGACCCAUCAAUUUUCAUUCUCAAUGGCUCUUCAUAUAAACAGUGGUUGUUUUACUGUGAUGGGUCACUGUAGAGUUCAAAGAGUAAAAGCUGUUGCUUCAGAGGGUUCUGCUAAUGUUACAGUUGAAGAUAAGUUGAAAUUGGGUGGUUCUGAUUUGAAGGUGUCAACUAUUGGAAUUGGAGCUUGGUCUUGGGGUGAUACUACUUACUGGAACAAUUUUCAAUGGAAUGAUAGGAAUGAGAAAGCUGCUAGAGAUGCAUUCAAUACAAGUAUUGAUGGGGGUCUAACCUUUAUCGACACAGCUGAAGUUUAUGGCUCUGGGCUCGCUUUCGGAGCUGUAAAUUCAGAAACUCUUCUAGGAAGAUUUAUUAAAGAACGAAAACAAAAGGAUCCAAAUGUUGAAGUUGAGGUUGCGACCAAGUUUGCUGCACUACCAUGGAGAUUAGGCCGUGAAAGUGUUCUAAGUGCACUUAAAGAUUCCCUUGAUCGACUCGAGAUGACUUCUGUGGAUCUGUAUCAGCUUCAUUGGCCUGGAGUAUGGGGAAAUGAAGGGUAUAUUGAUGGUCUAGGUGAUGCUGUUCAAAAAGGACUUGUAAAGGCUGUUGGUGUUUCAAACUAUAGUGAAAACCGACUACGCGAAGCAUAUAAACAGCUCAAGAAGAGAGGUAUUCCAUUGGCUUCAAACCAAGUAAACUACAGCCUCAUUUAUAGGGUCCCUGAAGAAAAUGGUGUGAAGAAAGCCUGUGAUGAACUUGGGAUUACAUUGAUUGCAUAUUCACCAAUAGCUCAAGGUGUUCUUACUGGAAAGUAUACUCCACGAAAUCCUCCAUCUGGGCCUCGAGGUAGAAUUUAUACUCCAGAAUUCUUAACAAAGCUUCAACCACUGCUAAAGAAGAUCACUGAAAUAGGAGAGAAAUACAAUAAAACUUCUACACAGGUAUCACUGAACUGGCUGGUAGCUCAAGGAAAUGUUGUACCAAUUCCUGGUGCUAAGACAGCAGAACAAGCUGAAGAAUUUAAAGGUGCAUUGGGAUGGAGAUUGACUAAUGAAGAGGUAGCUGAGCUACGAAGUUUGGCGUCGAAAAUUAAGCCUGUUAUUGGCUUUCCUGUUGAAAAACUCUGAAUCAUGGUUAAUCACAUUGCUGCAGCAUACACCCCCUGCUAAAUCAUUUGUAAAGUUAUAAAUAUAGUCUAGCGAAAAAGAAAUUGCAUCCAUAGUAAAUUGGAAAUUGAGAGCAAAUGAUAUCUCAUAUCUUAUUAUAGUUACUAUAAAGUGCUUAUCUACAAGGUCUACUUCCAUUUUUGUUCUUUUCAUUAAGUGGUAUAAAAUAGUUUAUGUCGACAAAACAAAAUAUAGCACAAACAAUUCUGAUUAAA
Molecule: messenger RNA, 1470 nt
Organism: Medicago truncatula (barrel medic)
Lineage: Eukaryota; Viridiplantae; Streptophyta; Magnoliopsida; Fabales; Fabaceae
Exons: 10
Coding region: 116-1216 (366 amino acids)
Cellular component (GO): cytoplasm
Source: RefSeq, a predicted model, not a curated record